Molecule: messenger RNA, 1115 nt
Organism: Phragmites australis (common reed)
Lineage: Eukaryota; Viridiplantae; Streptophyta; Magnoliopsida; Poales; Poaceae
Product: ras-related protein Rab11D-like
Exons: 2
Coding region: 151-804 (217 amino acids)
Cellular component (GO): endosome
Molecular function (GO): GTP binding; GTPase activity
Source: RefSeq, a predicted model, not a curated record
ACCAACCCAACCCAACCCAAGUACCCAACCAGAGCGUCCAUCGUCUCCCCCGCUUCCUUCGCCUCGACUCAAACCAAACCCCACCCCACCCACGCGCACUCCGCCGGCAGUCCGCUUCACUCCCGAGCCAGCCAGCGAGCGGGUGUGCCGAUGGCGGGGGGCGGGGAGAAGGUGGACUACGUCUUCAAGGUGGUGCUCAUCGGCGACUCGGCGGUGGGCAAGUCGCAGAUCCUGGCGCGGUUCGCGCGCAACGAGUUCAGCCUCGACUCCAAGGCCACCAUCGGGGUCGAGUUCCAGACGCGCACCGUCGUCAUCGAGCACAAGUCCGUCAAGGCGCAGAUCUGGGACACCGCCGGCCAGGAGAGGUACAGAGCUGUCACAAGUGCGUACUACAGAGGUGCGUUGGGAGCUCUGCUAGUCUAUGAUAUCACCAAACGCCAGAGCUUCGACCACAUACCUCGCUGGCUGCAGGAGCUUCGUGGCCAUGCUGACAAGAACAUUGUCAUCAUGCUGGUCGGCAACAAGAGCGACCUCGAAGAUGAGCGUGCGGUGAGCACCGAAGAUGCCAAGGAGUUCGCCGAGAAGGAGAACCUCUUCUUCCUGGAGACCUCCGCACUGCAGGCCACCAAUGUCGAGAACGCCUUCCAGACCGUCUUGACGGAGAUAUUCAAAAUCCACAGCAAGAAGAACAUAGCGGCAGACCCAAAGGCUAACGGGGCUGGCCCAUCACUAGCAGGGAAGAAGGUCCUUGUCCCAGGACCGGCGCAGGAGAUCCCCAAGAGCAAGUGCUGCAGUUCCAUCUGAUGAUAUCUUUCCCGAAUUUCUUGGGGUUUCUGUGUGUCGAAAAUACUCACGCGAUCUUUCUGGAUGUACAUCCCAACUGAAAUAGGCGUAGAUUCGAAUUAUUGGUUAGUUUGAUGUGAGGAUUGAAGGGAUCGGUACCAUAGUUCAGAUUUGUCACCCAUGUCUGGUGACACGAGGAUAAGGGGAACGAGGAGAACAGCUCUAGACUUGUGGGAUUAAUUACAAAUAGCCCUGUAAGCCGAUUGUUUUAUGAUGCUUUGGAGCUCGUGUACGGUGAUACACAUUAUAUCAACCUGCUGCUAUUGCCAUGA